AUUCCACUGAACUAUAAAAGCACUAUCUCAGCUGUCUGACAAUUCAGUCUGUAGGUUUCACUGCCACUAUUCGGUUAACUAAAGCUUUUAUAAUCGACACUCAACAUGUACAAAUUCGUUGUAGUAUCUGUGAUAGCCCUUGUUGUUCUUCAGGGUUGUCUGGCUAAGCCAAGAGCCAAACAAGCUUCCACACCUAUAGAAAAAUCCCAAAUUGAUGAACUGGCCGCUACUGCCCGUCAAGUUGUACAAAAUGUUAGUGCUACCAUAGAAGGAAACUUACCCGACUCCAAACAAGUUGCCAACUCCAUCGUAGAAAACACACAGAAAUUCGCCACCAAGUUGAAGAGCGUUGUUGAUGAUUUAAGCAAACAGACCGCUGAACACAAAGGCGAUUUUGAGAACGUGUUGAAACAAAUCGAAACCAACUUCAAAAGCACCGCUGACAGUUUGGAAAAGGCCGUAGGACCUGAAGCUACCGCCAAAGCUAAAGACUUGAAGAAGAAAUUGGACGAUGGUUUAAACAACGCCAUCACCGAAGCAGAAAAACUUGUGAAAGCUGUUGAGCCCGGCGCGACACAAUUGAAAACAGAUGUCACCAAUACUGUGAAAGGACUCUUGGACCAAAUCGUUGAAGUCAGCAAAAACCUUAAACACGACUUAGACAAAUCUUUGGCAAAACAAUAAAAUUACAUUCUUAGGAAGUACAAACUGUAUUAAAUUUAAGUUUAAGUGACUGAUUUACCUAAAUUAUAGUGAAUAUGCUCUAAAAUAUAUUUUUUUUAAUUUAGUUUAAUUUUUUAAAUGAAAAAAUGUAUAGUUUAAAAAUAAACCAACAGACAGAGUAAAAGUAA
Molecule: messenger RNA, 851 nt
Organism: Sitophilus oryzae (rice weevil)
Lineage: Eukaryota; Metazoa; Arthropoda; Insecta; Coleoptera; Curculionidae
Exons: 4
Coding region: 106-684 (192 amino acids)
Biological process (GO): lipid transport
Cellular component (GO): extracellular region
Molecular function (GO): lipid binding
Source: RefSeq, a predicted model, not a curated record